This is a messenger RNA of Ostertagia ostertagi, 1074 nucleotides long. The record is from the annotation of a GenBank genome assembly. NCBI's taxonomy places the organism in Eukaryota, Metazoa, Nematoda, Chromadorea, Rhabditida, Trichostrongylidae.
AUGGUAGUAGUGAGACGAGGGACUCUUCAUUCACCAUCGAAUAGUCCUGAACGGGUGACUGGCGAGUUGAUGAACAGACUCGCAUUCUCUUUGGAUGUCAACGAUUUAAGCAGUUUCAGAAGCAUUGAACCUAAAAAAGGGCAAGGACAUCCGUACAUACGGCUGAUUUGUAAAGAUGGUAGCAGCUUCACCCCACUAUAUUUUACCACGGAAUCAACAGUGGGCUUUGUCGACGUUCUUCAGAGAUACAUUACAUUGCGGAGGUCUGCUCGUGAACCAAAUCUUGUCCUAGUUGUGGAUGGAAAGACAGAGGCACUUGCUCAGAGCGUAAUCGCUUUGGGACAGAACGACGAUGUUUUGUCGCGUUUUAUGAAGAACCCCUACGCAGCUGCUCUGACCGGUUUCGGAAAGAUAACUUCAUUCAUGCAAGAGCAGAUGAUUCCUGCUCUGCUUGACUCGGAUGAAGUAAGCCAAGAAGAGCAAAUACGCGCAAUGCGAGAACUUUGUCAAAGAGAAGAUGAUGCUUCAAAACUUCGGGUAAAUCUGGAUGCUAACUCGGAGUUCGAGCUUGUCACCCAACUUGAACUUCCACCUCGUCCUGAAAUUUAUAGAGAGUCACCAGUUACUCAGGAAAUCUGGGACAAAUUCAAAAUGGCUGACGGAACUGUUGAUCAGCCGAACAUUCACCACCUGAAGAUGAACGUAUUUAGAGGAGGCUUGGAUCCUGAUUUGCGUAAAGAGGCAUGGAAGUACUUGCUCGGUUACAGAGCUUGGGAUGAAACUAAUAGCCAGUUUGAUAAGAAACGAGCAAAACUAGCAAAAGAGUACGAAAGGUUGAAAGCUCAGUGGCUGUCCAUCAGCGAAGACCAGGAGUCACGUUUCUUUAGCUACAGCCAGCGAAAGGGUCUUGUAGAAAAAGAUGUUGCGCGUACCGAUCGAUCAAUGGAGUUCUUUAGCGGUGACGGGAAUCCGAAUCUGGCGAUGUUGCAAAACAUUCUCAUGACUUACGUCAUGUACAAUUUCGAUCUUGGUAAGUUUUUUGCAGCUCCGCUCUGGAAAGGAAACGUUCGAUAG